Messenger RNA from Phytophthora nicotianae INRA-310, 1214 nucleotides. RefSeq lists its product as hypothetical. Gene Ontology annotation, biological process: cell division. Bases 121 to 1131 code for a protein of 336 amino acids. The transcript has a single exon. Gene Ontology annotation, molecular function: protein binding. The record is from RefSeq and is a predicted model, not a curated record. NCBI's taxonomy places the organism in Eukaryota, Oomycota, Peronosporomycetes, Peronosporales, Peronosporaceae.
AGUGCUUCUACGGUGAUUUUUCAGUCGCACUACUAUCCGUCAUAUACUUGCCUACGGAACGGCCUAUGUGAGCUGUUGGCGGACAGUCAAUCACUUGGUGACUGAAGCCACUUGACAGACAUGGCUCGAGGCAACGCGCAGUACACGGUGGCCGAGCUGGUGGCCAAGGCAGAAGCGCUCGUGGACCAAUGUCAACCGGAGUUGGCUGUGCAGUUCUUUGAGAAGGCACUGCUGCAGGAGCCAGCCAACACGUCACUGUUGGAUUCGAUCGGUGAGCUGAGCACGGAGCUGGACAACCCGGAGCGUGCGUUAUCGGCUUUCCAGCAGAGUGUACAGCUAGCGCCAGCUCAGAACCCGGCCAAAUAUUUCUACUUAUCACAACUGGCCACAGGCGAAGACGCCGAGCGCUACACGACGCAAGGUAUCAAGUUCCUACAGCAGGAACUACAGCAGCAUGUGGAUCCCAACACAUCUGAGGCGCUUACCAUCAAGAAGCAGAUUUGUGACGCCUUCUGCUCGCUUGGGGAGCUCUACAUGACAGACCUGUGUGACCACGAGGAGGCUGAAACCCGCUGCGAAAAGUAUUUCCAGGAGGCCAUGAAGUAUGACGUCGGUUUGCCCGAGCCCACACAGGCGCUAGCUAACUUACGGCUCGUGCAGCAGAACAAGGAGGCGGCCGACGGCCUGCUGGAGGAGACAUAUCGUCGCCUCAACGAGAGCUGCGAUGAGGACAGCUUGCCGUCCCUGGAGUUCCGAACUGCCACAGGCAAAAUGCUCAUCGAGGUGGAGCGAUACGAACAGGCCUGCGAUGUACUGGAGGGAGUGAUGCAGGAGGACGACGAGAACGCAGAGCUCUGGUUCCUAGUGGGAACAUGCUACCGCGCAAUGGACGACUUGCCCAAUGCUCUCGAAUUCUUCGAGAAGUGCCAGACGAUGCUAAAGAAGCUCAAGAAGGAGCUACGUGACGAUUUCUACCUGCAGGAUCAGCUCGAGAGCGUCAACGAGACUAUCGAUGAACUUAAAACCUCCAUUGCCAACCGCCCACCUGAACUGGACCAGGACAGUGAAAGUGAAGAUGAAACUGUUGACGCUGAGACGGUAGGACAGCAAGACGUGGAGAUGGAGGAAUGAGCCAUAGAUUUUCAAAAACCAAUAUAUGUUCGAUAUACCUCCUAUAUUUCCGUGCGGUGCAGUGGCGAUUGCGGUGGCAAAAG